Messenger RNA from Salvelinus fontinalis (brook trout), 3109 nucleotides. Its product is annotated as guanine nucleotide exchange protein smcr8a-like. Lineage: Eukaryota; Metazoa; Chordata; Actinopteri; Salmoniformes; Salmonidae. Gene Ontology annotation, molecular function: GTPase activator activity. The record is from RefSeq and is a predicted model, not a curated record. Gene Ontology annotation, cellular component: guanyl-nucleotide exchange factor complex. The transcript is spliced from 4 exons. Bases 638 to 3091 code for a protein of 817 amino acids.
AUCUUAAAUCAUGUUGAAUGUGUAAUAUUAGUUUAUAAUUUUAGGAACGCUAGCUACUUCCUUAUGUGAGCUGGUCACGUGGUAAGUACAAGCGGAGUAAAUAUGGCGACGGUCAGGAUGUACAUUUAACAUUAAAUAGUUUCACUGUAUUUCCUACUGGGUACUUUAUUAUACCAGUGCAUGACGUCCCACUGCCGAUAUUACCCGGUAACGGUGCACGAUUCCCGGACGAGCAAUGUGUCAUUGAUGGGGGUCGGGAUACGGUCGUGUUCCGUUUCGCAUCGUCUGUUUGCCAGCUAACUGUCUUGACGUCGAUACUGUACGGCGGACGGAGCCAGAUAGAUAGUCCCGGCGUUAAGUGCUAUUGUUUAUAUACAGCGGUGACAGACAUGACAGCCUUUGGUCAGAUGUCAUGUUGAUAUGUGGUCUUCCUGCAUCGUGUGAUAUCAUCAUGGACAGACAGGUGAAGACUACUCCCAGUUGGUAGAGGUAACGGGACGCAGAGGUAACGGGACGCAGACAGACAGAGACAACCGUCAGUGUCGUGGACUGUUACUCCCAGCCAGUAGAGGGAUACAGACAGUCAGUCUGACUGUCUAUCAGGCAGACAGCGAGCCCAGUGGAUGGACUUCCUCUGAUGUCAAAGUUGACCCCGGCCGGGUCCAGAGAAAAGAUGAUUGGUGCCCCAGACGUGGUGGCGUUUACUAAGGAGGAUGAUUUUGGGGAGGUAGGGUACCCCGACCCCUGGGUGGUGCCAGAAGAGUUUUCUGUCCCUCUGUUUCCAUCGAACAACAACGCCAACCCCUGGGCCAAGACGUCAUACGCCAAGUUCACUAAGGACUUCAUCCUCAUAUCAGAGUUCUCUGAGCAGGUGGGCCCCCAGCCUCUGCUCACCAUUCCUGAUGACCCGAAGGUGUUUGGGACCUUUGACCUCAACUACUUCAGUCUGAGGAUCAUGUCUGUUGACUACCAGGCCUCGUUCGUAGGACACCCCACCGGCAGCGGAUACCCACGACUCAGUUUUGUGGAGGACUCCAGGGUGGUGCUGGGUGACUCUAAGGAGGGGGCGUUUGCCUACGUUCACCACCUGACUCUGUAUGACCUGGAGGCGCGAGGCUUCGUCCGGCCGUUCUGCAUGGCCUACGUCUCUGCCGACGAGAGGAAGAUCAUGCAGCAGUUCCAGGAGCUGUCGCUCCUCUUCUCCCGCGCCUCCGAGUGCCUGAAGACCGGAAACCGGCGGGCCUUCGCCCGCGAGCUGCAGAGGAAGCUACGGGACCUGGAGUACACGCGGUCCGUUCUGCAGAAAGAGGAGGGGCUUCAGCGGGAGGUGGGGCCUCAGGGGUGUUACUCCGCCCACGCGGUGGACAAGGCCAAUGAGCUCGCGGCGAUGGAGAAGAGUAUCUACGAGCACCGAGACCUGCUGAGGCAGAUCACCUCGUACCCCCUCCGCCCCCGCCGGGACCCCCACGCUGCACACUGUCAACACUGUGUCACAGAGUCCCAGAGACACAGAGACGCACCGCCCGGCCCUGACACGGGGGAGGAGGCGGGAGAGAGGAGACAGUCCUACACCCCUCAGCUGAUAAAAGGGAAGUCGGCGAAAUGUUUCGCCAAGCGUCUGAAAGACCUGACGGAGUUAUGUGAGGAGAGGUUCUACGAGGCCACCGUGGAACUACUCACUCACACCGAGAGGUGUUUCAGGGGGGACUUGUGUUACCUGUACACCCGCCGCCUGGACCGAGCGCUACGCAGGAAACAGAACAUCACCAACUUCCUGUUUGAGGAGGAGCUGGGGGAGGAGGAAGAGGAGGUAGCGGUGCUGGGAAGAAUCUUCUGUUCUCUCAACCACACAGUGGGGACGGACCCACACUCCCAUAUACACACCCCGUCCAUCGUGCUGUGCCCGGCGCCACCGGAGUCUGUGGAGGUUCUGGAGGUGUACCCUCCCUGUCCUGAUAACUCUACCCAGCAGAGUGAGGCCCUGACCGGAGAGGAGAGGCUGGAGUCGUCACUCUCUGACCUGACCAUGGAGACACAGGACCAGGAAAGCUCUGAGGGGAAUAAGGAUAGCUUUAGUAGCGACAGGAGUGGAGGAGAGGAGGAGGAGGGAGGAGACCAGACCCCUGUUUUUCUGCUGGACGCUGAGGAGGGAGAGGGUGAGACACACCGUGUGUGUGAGAGGGAGGGAGAGACCGAAGGAGUCUUUAACGGAAAGAGGGAGGGAGAGACCGAAGGAGUGUUUAACGGAAAGAGGGAGGGAAAGACCGAAGGAGUGUUUAACGGAAAGAGGGAGGGUGAGACAGAAGGAGUGUUUAACGGAAAGAGGGAGGGAGAGACAGAAGGAGUGUUUAACGGAAACAGGGAGGGAGAGACCGAAGGAGUGUUUAACGGAAAGAGGGAGGGAAAGACCGAAGGAGUGUUUAACGGAAAGAGGGAGGGUGAGACAGAAGGAGUGUUUAACGGAAAGAGGGAGGGAGAGACAGAAGGAGUGUUUAACGGAAACAGGGAGGGAGAGACCGAAGGAGUGUUUAACGGAAAGAGGGAGGGAAAGACCGAAGGAGUGUUUAACGGAAAGAGGGAGGGUGAGACAGAAGGAGUGUUUAACGGAAAGAGGGAGGGAGAGACAGAAAGAGUGUUUGAGAGAGGGGCUGAGAGAGAGGAGGGAGGGGCUGAGACAGGGGAGGGUGAUGGACAGAGAGUUCCUGACCCUGAGUUGUUGGUCCAGAUGGACACGGCCUGCUGCAUGUCUCAGGAGGGCUUCCUGUACAACUCCUCUCCCCCAGACACGCUGCCUGCUGCUGGGCUGCAGCCCGGCUCUCUUCCCCUGGUGGUCAACCAGGAGCCCCAGGCCCUGCUGCCGGUCCAGGGGGUCUACGGCCUGGGUUCCACCCGCUGCCAGAGCCCUGGGGCUGGACUGGACCUGCCCAUCUCCUCCUUGGGAGAUACCACCUCCAGGGGAUCGGACCAGGACGGGUCAGACUGUACCAUGUCAGCGUCUACGGGGUCCGAUCGGGCCGGCUCACCUCUGGGGUACGGGGGGGUGGUGACGCUGAGGCAGAAGAAGAGGGCCGGGCAGGGAGCGCUCAGGUGAGUCACUCAUUGGUUGAUU